Molecule: messenger RNA, 2727 nt
Organism: Phymastichus coffea
Lineage: Eukaryota; Metazoa; Arthropoda; Insecta; Hymenoptera; Eulophidae
Gene: pAbp
Product: polyadenylate-binding protein 4-like
Exons: 5
Coding region: 547-2439 (630 amino acids)
Cellular component (GO): ribonucleoprotein complex
Molecular function (GO): RNA binding
Source: RefSeq, a predicted model, not a curated record
UCGCCUCUUCCUCACAAAGAGUAGAGUUGUGUUCACGUGUGGUUGUGUCUCCUUUUUCCACAAAAAUAGGUCACACAACCCACCUUCGUUAUCGUGAAAUAACUCUUCUAUAAAAAAAAUAACUAAAUAAAAAAAAAGUAAAAAUCCAAAAAAAUAUUAAAAUAAUAAAAAAAAAUCAACCAAAAAAAUCGCAAAAUCGUAGCCGAGAAAAUCCGCGCGAGAGUAACCUGCGUAAGUAAAAAAACAAAAAGAAAACGACAAACGAAAAAGAAAGAAGAAUCUUUUAAGUUUUUCUCUUCAAAGGAAGAAAGUUUUCGUGUUUUUUCAACCCGCGUGGCCAAGUGACGCGCGCGAGACACAUCAACGAGAAGAGAAGUAUCAAGUCAACGUUCACUUUUUUCUCUUCCUCUACACACACAGACACGAGACAUAGAUACACGCGUUACAAGCAAAAAAAGUUAUAAAAAAAAGGAAACGAGGCAAAAUCAACAAAAAAAAAGAUAAAUAAAGUAACAUAAUAAUAAAAAAAAGAAGCAAGUGCACAACAUGAAUCCUGGAGCGCCGAACUACCCCAUGGCCUCGCUUUACGUGGGCGACCUUCAUUCGGACAUUACAGAAGCCAUGUUAUUUGAGAAAUUCUCAUCGGCGGGUCCUGUAUUGUCCAUCCGCGUUUGUCGUGAUGCCGUUACCCGACGCUCUCUUGGCUACGCCUACGUCAACUUCCAGCAGCCUGCCGAUGCUGAAAGAGCACUUGACACCAUGAACUUUGACAUGAUAAAGGGACGUCCAAUUCGUAUCAUGUGGUCGCAACGUGAUCCAUCUCUGCGACGCUCUGGAGUUGGAAAUGUCUUUAUCAAGAACUUGGACAAAAACAUUGACAAUAAAGCCAUGUAUGAUACUUUCUCGGCUUUUGGAAAUAUUUUGAGUUGCAAGGUCGCCCAGGAUGAGACAGGCUCCUCUAAGGGUUAUGGAUUUGUGCACUUUGAAACUGAAGAAGCUGCUAAUAAAUCUAUUGACAAGGUCAACGGAAUGUUGCUGAAUGGCAAAAAGGUAUAUGUAGGCAAGUUCAUCUCGCGCAAAGAACGCGAAAAGGAGUUGGGUGAAAAGGCCAAGUUAUUCACAAAUGUGUACGUAAAGAACUUUGGUGAAGACAUGUCGGAUGAAAAGCUCAAGGACAUGUUCGAGAAGUAUGGUACAAUUACCAGUCACAAAGUGAUGAGUAAAGAUGAUGGCAAAUCACGUGGCUUUGGGUUUGUUGCCUUCGAGGAUCCAUCGGCUGCUGAUCGCGCAGUUGCUGAUCUCAAUGGCAAAGAAUUGUCCGAUGGAAAGAUUCUUUAUGUUGGUCGUGCACAGAAGAAGGCUGAACGUCAACAGGAACUCAAACGCAAAUUUGAACAACUGAAGAUUGAAAGGCUCAACAGAUACCAAGGGGUGAACUUAUACGUUAAGAAUUUAGACGAUACCAUUGACGACGAACGCUUGAGGAAGGAGUUCGCUCCAUUCGGAACAAUCACCUCUGUCAAGGUAAUGAUGGAAGAUGGACGCAGCAAGGGUUUCGGCUUCGUUUGUUUCUCCCUUCCAGAAGAAGCAACCAAAGCUGUCACAGAGAUGAACGGUCGCAUCGUCGGCUCGAAGCCAUUAUACGUGGCACUGGCUCAACGCAAGGAAGAUCGUAAAGCGCAUUUGGCGUCGCAAUACCUACAACGGGUGGCUAAUAUUCGCAUGCAGCACAUGGGCCAGGUGUUCCAGGCAGGCGGUGCUGGAAGUUACUUCGUGCCGACGUUGCCGCAACCGCAACGAUUCUAUGGACCAGCACAGAUGACGCAGAUACGUACAACACCAAGGUGGCCAGCGCAACCGGUUAGACCAAAUGCACAAAUCGGUAGCUCUGGCUUCGCUGGUACGCAGGCACCAUUCAGAGCUGCACCCAGAGCUCCAGCAGCUCAAUCUAGCGCUAUGCGCAAUCCACUUUCUGCUAGACCCAUAACAGCUGGCCAACAAGCAGUGGCAGGAGCUGCGAACAUGCAGAAUCGAACGAUGGCUGGACCUGCAGUGGGCGUGACACCUCAGACACGUCCCUCGAACUACAAGUACACGCCAAACAUGCGUAAUCCACCACAGCAGAUGCCAAUCACAGCUCAGCCACCAACUCAGCAAGCUGUGCAUAUUCAGGGUCAGGAGCCGUUAACAGCAUCCAUGUUGGCUGCAGCUCAGCCUCAAGAGCAGAAGCAGAUGUUGGGUGAACGAUUGUUCCCCUUGAUACAAUGUAUGUAUCCCAAUCUAACCGGUAAGAUUACCGGUAUGUUAUUGGAAAUCGACAACAGCGAGUUGCUUCACAUGCUUGAGCAUCACGAGUCGCUCAAGGCUAAAGUGGAGGAAGCCGUUGCUGUACUUCAAGCUCACCAGGCCAAGAAUGCUGUUGCUGCCAAGAAAGAGUAAAAACCUCCCACGUCCAAUCUGCUGCUUGUUUUUCUGGAAGAUGCUGCGGAUUAUGAUAAUCAAUUUCGCGUCUUUUCUUUUUUUCGAUUAUCAAUUGUGAGACUUUGCCUUUUUUUUCGAAGUUAUUUUUUUUCUUUGUCAUUCGUUUCGCGUUUUUAUUAUUAAUAAUUCAAUUAUAAGUUUCUUUUUUUCUCUUCCGUUUACUUUCGAUGUCUUAUCAUUGUCAAUUAAACGAUAUAUUUGUCUUUUUUGGUGGAGAAAGAGAAUAAAAAUUUUUUUUCGAUUUCA